AUGGUUGAAGCUCGCCCUACUGACCUAAUAUACGGUCAUUUGGGCGACCCCACUUAUGACACUCACAGUCAAGAAUGGCAUUUCCCGCGCCAUAUCUCGACCAGCCGGCAUAUAGAGCCCGUUGGUCCGUUACUUGAUGUAUUUGGACCAUACACAUUUCAGGAUAAACGGUCGUAUCAGUACGAAACCGAGCAUCAGCGGCAGAAAAAGACUCUAAGCGAUCGCUACUUAGACAUCAAUCCUGCGCCAAAUGUGUUUAGCGACGCUGAAACGUCAAAGUCCUCUGAGGAGGAGAAUUUGUCGUAUGAUUCAACGCAAGCAAGACUUCUUGCCCGAGCGUAUGCGACCCGUCGUUCAAGCCAACGUCAUCCUGACAAGCUCCCGAUCAUAGCGACUGCCGCAGGUGUGAGUGGUGAGCUUGUGAAGCUAACGUUGCUCCGUAAGGACCAAUUAGGGUGGCAAGGCAACAGGACGUUUGGUAUCAACCAUUCCACAGCUAGAGGGGGAGAACAUGGAUGGUGGCGUCCAAGUCAAGGUACGAUCCAACAGAUAUGUUCUUCAACGGGUGUCGCUGGAGAAGAUGGCUUGUUCCUUGCUGUAAGGUAUGGUGGCCUUGCAUCAAUUUUGCAGCCCUUGCUACAAUCUCAGUCAAUCGUUCCAAGUAGGUCUAGUGCACCACAAUUUCGCUUGCCUUCAUCUCGCCUUGACGCGCACGAAAUCAUACAGAUUCCUCAAAAUGGAGAAAGGAGAAUACAUUUUGCUGAUAUUUGCUUCAACCCCUGGGAUGCUCAGCAAGUCGCUACAAUUGACCAAGAAGGAAACUGGUCGAUCUGGGACCUCGAAAUGGUAUCUAAGCGUAGGAAUAUCUGGUCUAUCAAUCGAGGUGCGAACAGUAGUCUUCGAAUGGUGAUAGGCGACUUCAUCAGCCCAGAUCAAUGGGCGAAAGUCCUUUGGGUACAUGACUUUCGGACGAUUCUACUCGCUGGUAGGAGGGCAUUGAGCUUCGUAGUGCUUCAUAGAGAGAUCAAAGCAUUGCGGCUGCCAGACUUGGCCCUGGCAGAGUCGGAUGAUUGGAUCCUAGAUAUUCAACGUGGUCCUCGAAAUGCAAGUCAAUUUUUCCUCGUGACUUCGACCCGACUUUUUUGGCUCAAUGUGACUACGAUCGAUGAGGAUGCAGCACGGCCCGAAGUCUGCUUUGCUCCUGACUCUAGACGAGCAACAUCUACUACGGAUCCUUACAUACUUUCAUUGAAGUUUAGUGAUCCCUUUCGGCAUGAGUCGCCAAUUACACAGAUAAUGUUACGACACUCGCUCUUCGGUAUUGUCCUCAGACCGUCAAGUUUUCAUGGUGUUGCUAGUAGCAGCUCUGUUCCUGGUUUUGGUUUGCAGUAUUUCGAAGAAGGCUGGAAAUUCUACCAACUAUAUGCGCUCUUCGCGAAUCUUACUCUUUACGAGGGUAUCUAUGCACGGCCACCCUAUCCUAGUCAGCUCGAAUUGCAUGAACCAAACGUAAGGACACGGGCGCAAGUCCUGAAGACCCCUGCCAAAUUGCUUGACGAUUUUAUCGUCUCAGACGAAAAUGCAUAUGAAGAGGACUUUGGGGUCACGACUGAGUUCCAAACGCGGCCCAGCCUUGCUACAAUAUCCCAUGAACAUCAGAGUGAAAGUUCAAGGACCCUAAAUUUUGAAUGGCUUAUGAGCCUCAUACUGGUCAUCUCUCAAGGGCACGAGCCAGGUAAACUUGUGCCGACAAUAGCAGAUGGCGACGCAUUCUCGACAAUCAGAGCUGCCAUCGAGAGCAGAGAAAGCUCAGACUUUGGCCGAUUUGACACCUUAUAUGAACUCACAGAUACAGAUAUGUCCGUUCGAGAUAUAGAUGACGUGGAAGAAAAACUUUAUGAGCUGCUAAAGGACACUAAUUGCAUGCUUGAUGACUCUGUAGACAGUAUGGAAAGCGCUCAGGAUAACGUCGGUAUCAAUAUCCCACAAAUCCCAUUAUCAGUAGGUCUCGUGCAGCCACCACCACGCGAAAGUGGACUUCGAAGUAUUUACAACGAUUUGCUCCAUAGCUUUCUUUCGCCUUUGCCGUCAACAGUUCCGGUGCAAGUUCGCGUCUCGCUAGAAAGACUCAUCCGCAGUAUCGCGUUACAAUUAUGUCUGGCGUCCUACCCAGCUAGGCCACGGCUUGCAACCUAUCCGUCCGACGGACAUAGGCAAGGAUUGCAUGACCAACCCCAGCAACGGCUGACUUUCGAGCUACCAGUACGCGGGAAAACAUUCGCUUCUACCACCGUUGCCUCUCAAGACAGAAUCAGAGCAGCCAAGCCUGCCAGUCCCUCGAAAAGUGCACCAGACAGCUCAGCAGAACCCUCGUCUCCUAUGUACGAUUCCGCUUCAGCCAAGACCUCAAUGUCAGCCUCGACUGAACCAUCUUACUCGUCGGUUGCCAAGACCGAGGACCCAACGAGCAAGUACCUUCGCUCGCUCACCAGCCUUGCCCCGCAGCCCGUUCUACCACUAGAACUCUCCUCCAUUCUCGAGCACUGGACUUUGGGUGCAGACCCAGAUAACUAUGACUGGGUUGCGACCACACAAGCUCAGGCAAGAGAUACGGAAGCUGAAGAAGUGGAAGCCAGUUCUUCGCAGAGGAGAAAGGCGAAGCGGAGGAAGCGAGCUAGGGAGAGUCAAUUAGAUUGGUCUUCCAGUCAACCGGUACCCGAGGUCUCUGUCUCGACUAGUAGGCCGGUAUCCGCUAGUCAGCCGACGCAGAUGAUGGGUAGUAGUCAGCCUACUGGAAUGCAAGAGAGUGGUAUUCCUGCAUUCACAAUGAGCCAGCCAACAAGAGGUCCUGAUGGUUCUAGGAUUCAGAAAGUCAAACACUCGAAGCCGAAGAAGCCGGGGUUCAACUAA
This is a messenger RNA of Bacidia gigantensis, 2910 nucleotides long. RefSeq lists its product as uncharacterized. Gene Ontology annotation, biological process: nucleolar large rRNA transcription by RNA polymerase I. The record is from RefSeq and is a predicted model, not a curated record. Bases 1 to 2910 code for a protein of 969 amino acids. The transcript has 3 exons. NCBI's taxonomy places the organism in Eukaryota, Fungi, Ascomycota, Lecanoromycetes, Lecanorales, Ramalinaceae. Gene Ontology annotation, cellular component: RNA polymerase I core factor complex. Gene Ontology annotation, molecular function: RNA polymerase I general transcription initiation factor binding; RNA polymerase I transcription regulatory region sequence-specific DNA binding.